UGACGCAGGAAAGCAGCACAUUAUAUGCAAUGAAUCUGUUUUUUCUAAACAUUGUAGGACUGUAACGCGCUAUUUUUUUCUUUUGCAUUUUUGCAAUGUCGACGUUGGGAACGAGUUAUUACGUUGAGUCGCCUGCUCUUCCCGAGCAUGAAGAUAUGGCACCGAGGUACUCAUCAGAUGCAGGGGUGGAGCAGACGAUGCUCACAGAAUAUGGCGGACACGAGUCUUUCCCUUUGCAGGCGAAAUCUUCUAUUUUUGGUGGAUCUUGGAAUCCCAUCCCGGCCCACCCUCCAGACACAGCCACACCGACCUAUAUACAUCACCAUUACACCAGCGGGGACAGCGAUGGCAUGUUUACGCGCUCCUGGGCGUUGGAUCCGGUCUCAGCGUCCCUGUGUUUGACGGGAUUACCAUCGACAGCAAUGCAUUAUGAGAUAAAACCCGAACCUCUUAUUGGGAGUGCUGAAUGUACAACUUUGGAGACCCACACACCUCUUUUGUCUGACAUCGGAAACGAAGCGUCCCUUGCGGAAAUUCCCUGCGAAACCACAUCCACGUCUAAAACCACUGAAGAGAGCCCGUCAGUAGAGGACAAGAGGGAGAUAGAUGCAAAUAACCCAUCAUCCAACUGGCUUCAUGCGAAGCCCACCAGAAAAAAGCGUUGUCCAUACACAAAGCAUCAAAUCCUCGAACUGGAAAAGGAGUUUCUGUUUAACAUGUACCUCCCCCGGGACCGUAGAUACGAAAUAGCGAGAGUCCUGAGUUUGACCGAGAGACAGGUGAAAAUCUGGUUUCAGAACCGCAGGAUGAAGAUGAAGAAAGAAAACAAAGACCGGCGGAGAGACAGUUAACUGGGUUUUGGCCGGUGGUGUGGCUGAUUAGAGCCUCAGGGGGGAGGGAGAGGGGGGUCUGUCUUUAAUAUUCCUGACCUGUUACACAUGUUGUUGUAAAGUUUGUGUUGUUAAAACAAUGCUGGGUGUUUUUUUCUAUGAUGUCCAGUGUUUUAUGUUUGCGAGAGGACAAAGUGUCCAAAUUUAGAUGUGUUGUAUUUGGAGCACAGAAAUAGUUAAACUACAGACCAUCUGUUAUUUGCAUGAAUGUAUCCUUGACUCCAUGAAUGUCUUAUAGCUACCUAUUUGCAUUGUUUAAGUUAUUGUUUUUGCAAUCUAGAUGUUUUUUAAACGUUAAGUUUUGAACCGUUUGUGGAAACACUGCACACUUAAAAUACCUCGUUGUUACAGGCUUCAUCCUAAAUAAAGAGUAGUUUGUAUAGCACAUGAGAAAG
This is a messenger RNA of Micropterus salmoides (largemouth bass), 1285 nucleotides long. It is a transcript of the gene hoxa9b, whose product is annotated as homeobox A9b. The record is from RefSeq and is a predicted model, not a curated record. Gene Ontology annotation, biological process: anterior/posterior pattern specification; regulation of transcription by RNA polymerase II; proximal/distal pattern formation. Gene Ontology annotation, cellular component: nucleus. Bases 96 to 851 code for a protein of 251 amino acids. The transcript has 2 exons. Gene Ontology annotation, molecular function: DNA-binding transcription factor activity, RNA polymerase II-specific; RNA polymerase II cis-regulatory region sequence-specific DNA binding. Lineage: Eukaryota; Metazoa; Chordata; Actinopteri; Centrarchiformes; Centrarchidae.